CCUCCUAUCGGUGCCGCAGGAAAAGCGCAGAGAAGACGCCGCGGAGAGAUAGAGGGAGAGAGGAAAACAGUUAGAAAAGAGAAGGCAGAACAACAUGGAUCCGAACCGCGUCUUUAGUUAACGUGUGGAAGCGGCCCGCUGCUUGUUGGCCCGUCAGCUCUCCUCCUCUGACGCACAGCGGCUCCGUUAUGUCGGACAACCUGAGGAGAAUAUUUCGUCAGGGAAUGGAGGAAAUCUUCAGAAAUCCUGCUGCCGCUUAAACCGCGCUGCGCUCUCGGGCUUUAAGGAUAUUACUGAAACAUCUAACUGAGGAUGGUGCCCGUGUGACCGAGGAGCGCCCCUGUCAGCUAUCCAACUCGUCCGUGCCCUCCAACAACCACGCCACACUCAAAGUUUUUUCUCUCCAUUUUUUUUUUUUUUUUUUUUUUUCCAGAAGAAGGGGGGAUUUUACUGCAUUGAAUUCCUCUGGACGGGAUGUCAUCCGCAGUCAGGAGGAAUUCCUCUGGCUGACUGGUCCUCCAGCUGCAGUGUAGUGUAGCGGGCUCCCGAGAGAGAGAGAGAGAGAGAGAGACAGACAGACAGAGAGAGAGAUAGAAGAUGGGAGAUCAUGCGGCAGAUGACAGAGGGGUGAGACGGACCUUCAUCGUCCCUGCCAUCAAGAGCUUCGAUCACUACGACUUUACCAGGGCCAAGAUCUCAUGCAGCCUGACGUGGCUGGUGGCCAAGGCUUUCGGCUCGGAUGCAGUACCAGAAGAGCUGGCCGAGCCUUUAUACAAGGACCAGUACAACCAGGAGCACCUGAAGCCUCCGGUAGCCUGCCUGCUCCAGUCCGCAGAGCUCUACUGCCGGGCGGGAAGCCUGAUCCUCCGCAGUGAUGCUGUCAAACCUCUACUGGGACACAACGCUGUCAUCCAGGCCCUGGCCCAGAAAGGCCUGUACGUCACUGACCAGGACCGACUGGUCACUGAGAGAGAUCUGACCAGCACGCCCAUACACAUGAGUUCCCAUCUGGCGCUCAUAGAUACCCUGAUGAUGGCCUAUACUGUGGAGAUGGUGAGUGUGGAGAGGGUGAUGUCCUGCAUCAACAGGUACUCCUCGGCUGAACCCCUACACGGUGACGGACACAUCCAGGAGCUGCCUUAUGACACCGAGGAUGCAAUCGCCACCUGGAUCAACAAGGUGAAUGAACACCUGAAGGACAUUCUUGUCGAAGAGCAAAAGCUGAGAGAGGCUUACUUCCACGAGUCAAACACAACAACACACAAAGCUCGCUAUAGGAGGGAGCAUGCCCAGCAGAGGAGCCCUCCAUCGCUCCCCCUGGUGGAGAACCUGCUGAAGGACAACACGGACGGCUGUGCCCUGACCGCCGUGCUGCACUUCUACUGCCCACAGGCCGUCAGACUGGAAGAUAUCUGCCUCAAGGAGACUAUGUCUUUGGCUGACAGUCUGUACAACCUCCAGCUGGUGCAGGAGUUCUGCAGGAACAACCUCAACCACUGCUGCCAUUUCAGCCUGGAGGACAUGCUCUACGCACAUGCAUCCAUAAAGAGUAACUACUUGGUGUUUAUGGCUGAGCUUUUCUGGUGGUUUGAAGUGGUUAAACCGUCAUUUGUACAGCCCAGAGUCUUCAACCCUAACGCCUGUGAGCCUGUAUCAUCCUGUAGAAAAAUGGCUCCUGUGUCCAGUCCAGUUCAACAGAGCUAUGCAGACAGACCUGGCAGUCCAGAGUACAUCCCUGCACAGGGUAUAAUGAAGAGGUCUACCUCCAUGUCCUACGUGGAUGGCUGUGUUGGGACAUGGCCCAAAGAAAAACGCUCCUCCUCUCGGGGAAUCUCCUUUGAGAUUCCUCUGGACGGAGACCUGACUAUGCUGCCCUGUGAAGCUCCCUCCUUCAGCGGUAUGACCCGCUCAGCCAGCAGUGACGGUCUUCAAAGUUUCAAAGUUCACUAUGCAUCCCGAGGGAGCAUGAAGCGCCACCACUCCCUCAUGCCCGUUGAUGUCAAUGGCCAGAGCAGACACAUACCUGAGGAGGAUGAGGAGUUCACCUCCCUCAAACCCCUGGGGCGCAACAACACGUUCUCAGUCAUGGACCAAAGCAGGUACUCCAAUGGAGUCCUCCCGGACAGCAACCACAUCCCCAACAAUCACCAUGGCAACCAUAGUGGCCACAUUAGCCCAUCAACUCCUCCAAGCAUUGAGGAGGCCCUGAAGAUUAUCCACGACACAGAAAGGCCCCAUGCUAGCCUGGGUGUGGGGGACGGAGACAAUGGCUUCUUUCUCCACGGCGCCGAGCCUUGGGGCCCUUCAGACCCUCCAGGAGCCCAGGGUCAAGGAGACGACCCGGACUCAGCUAAGGCUCGGCUGAACGACCACGACCUCAACUCUGUGUCCACUGAUGAAGUUGACACAGGCAUCCAUGUGAGGACAGAGGACAUCCAGAGCUUGGAUGAGGACUCCUCCUCUCUGAGAGACUAUUCAGAUAUAGACCCAGAUUGUGAGGCCAUGACCCGGUCGUGCCCUCUGCCCGACCAGCCGGAUAGGGAGAAAAGCAGGGAAGGAGGACGGAAAGGGCUCGAUGAUGCUGACGCCGAGUAUGAGAGGGGAGAUAGAGGUGACAGGAGCAGCCCCUGUCCCAGUUCAGCACCCACAAUCCCCAGGUCCUACACAGUCAGUCCCGUCUCGUCCUCCGGAGGCGGCCUGGUCCGGAUGACCAGCUUUGCAGAGCAGAAGUUCAGGAAGCUGGAGGGAAGGAGUAGUGGAGGAACCACGCCAGAGAGUUCAGAUCUCAAUGUGCCGUAUACACACCUGCCCAGAAGCAUUUCUUCUCAGAUGUCUACACCUCCUUUGCCAAUCACAUCUCCCUCUCCAGUAACGCUUUCCCCCAGAGACCCCUCCCACCUGAUAGCCUCAGAGAUGAUUCAGCUGAGGAUGAAGCUGGAGGAGAAACGGAGAGCCAUCGAAGCCCAGAAGAAAAAGGUGGAAGCAGCUUUCACCCGCCAUCGUCAGAGGAUGGGCAGAACAGCCUUUCUGAAUGUAGUGAGAAGAAAAGGAAUCACGGCCCCUCUCAGCCCCAGCUCAGGGGAAGCAGAGACGCCUUCUCCAGAGCCACUCCCAGCCUCAAAGGAAAGCAGCCAGGCCAGCAUGGAGCGGGCAGAGAGAUGCAAGCCAGACGGAGCAGCUCCGAAAUCCCCCUGUGAGGAUGGUGGAGGUGUGGCUCCGGGAGAAAUCGACCUUACAGAAUACACACGCUCCAUUGAGAGGCUGAACACGUCGCUGGGCUUCCUGCAGACAGAGAUGCAGCGUUUGUCCCAGCAGCAGGAGACCAUCAUGUCCAUGAGAGAGCAACAGCAACGAGCCUGGGUCAUUCCUCCUCCUGCUCCAUCUCCACACAGGCAGCUCCGAGAGUUGCGUAGCAGCAGUGUAACAGGUCGAGGAUCAGGCCGAGGCUCUGUUGGCUCUUUGUCUCCCAUCCUUUCUUCUUCCGGCUCUCCCCGCGCUCCCAAUCAUUCCCCUGCUGGCCUUAAGCGCCGGCCGGCCUCCUUCCAUGCCAGGACACCUAGGACACCCCGACCAAAUGAUCUGAAAGUCACACCCUUCAGUCGAAUGCUCAACACCCCCACCUCUGUGGACAGCCUGCCCAGACUUAGGCGUUUCACCCCCAGCCAACCCCAGGUCAGCGCGUUUGCUUACCUGGGCCACGAUGAGGGGCCUCGGGAAAGCGAGAACCAAGAGGCCAAAGACAACAGAGAAAACACUGAGGACAAAGAUGAAGCAGUGGUAAAGAAGAGUGCUGGCACUCCUCAGCCAUCUACUACAGAAGCAGCCAAAGAGAAGGAAGACGAGCGACAGGAGGGAAGAAAACAGGCAGAGCGAGCUCAUUCCAAGGGUGGAGUCAAGCAGUGUCAACCGGUGUCUGAGAUCCAAGGGCCCACAGGCAGCCGGGUAAAGGGAGACGCCCAGGACAGAAGAGACUUGGUGGAGGUGCCUCUGUCUGGACCGAAACCUCCUGAACGACGACCGCACCGUCAGGAGAUGACGGGAGCGACAGAGGCCGGAGGAGACAUGUACGGAGAAGACCAAAAGAUCUGCUGUGGAUUCUUCUUCAAGGAUGAUGUGAAAGGGGAAGAGGACAUGGCAGCAAAGAAAGCAGCUCUGCUGGACAAGAGGCUGAGGAGGGAGAAGGAGACGCAAGAGAAGAAGCAACAGCAGGAGCUGGACCAGGAGCAGAAGAAGGAAGCUGCACGGUUGAAGGCCGAGGAGGAGCAGCUGAAGAAGGAUGACGAGAAGGCGAGGAGGGAUUACAUCAAGCAUGAGUAUAUGAGGAGGAAGCAGCUCAAGCUGAUGGAAGACAUGGACCAAGUCAUCAAGCCUCGAUCUGGAAGUCUCAAGAAGAAGCCCCGGCCCAAGUCCAUCCACAGGGACGUCGUGGAGACUACGCCCCCCGUCAGAGCGACAGGGGUGCGUCCUCGAGGCUUCUCAGUAUCAAGUGUUUCUUUGGCGUCUCUCAACCUGGCUGACAACGACAGAGAUCAGCCAAAUAACAGGAAGAACAACAGGCCAGACUCUGCAGAAGGUUUCUCUUCCUGUCCUUCGACUGGUAGUCGUAACGGAGAGAAGGAUUGGGAAAAUGACUCCACCACCUCAUCCACUCCCUCCAACAAUGAGUACACAGGACCCAAACUUUACAAGGAGCCCAGUGCCAAGUCCAACAAGCACAUCAUCCAGAACGCCCUGGCUCACUGCUGCCUGGCUGGCAAAGUCAACGAGGGGCAGAAGAACAAGAUACUUGAUGAAAUGGAGAAAUCCGAAGCCAAUAACUUCCUUGUGUUGUUCCGUGACGCCGGAUGCCAGUUCAGGUCUGUGUACGCCUACUGCCCCGAGACGGAGGAGAUCACCAAACUGGCCGGCAUCGGGCCCAAGAGCAUCACAACCAAGAUGAUCGAGGGCCUGUACAAGUACAACUCGGACAGGAAGCAGUUCAGCCAGAUCCCAGCCAAAACCAUGUCCGCCAGUGUGGACGCCAUCACCAUCGCCAGCCAUCUGUGGCAAACCAAGAAGCAGGGGACGCCCAAAAAACUGCACACUAAGUAGCGCCAGAUGGCCGGGGGGAAGAUUUGGACACGCUUCUCUGGAACGAACACAGAAGAAAUUGCGGAUUUUACUUUUUCAUUAAAAGGACACACGAUCCCACUGUAACAAAUCACAACUGGAAUGUAGAACACAAGUGGGCCUCACAGACAUUGAUGUUGUUACAGAGUUGUUACAAUCUGGACUACUUAAAUGGGGCACGAGUGUGUACUGUGUGUCAGCAUGUGUAUCAAUGUUCUCAUGUGCCAAAAAAAUAGAGAGGAAAACAAUAGGCGGACCAAUGCCUUACCUAGUUGAAGCACUGAAUGUUUGGUUUCUAUAAGUUAAUCAUGUGUGGCCUUAUGCUUGUUUUGUGUCAUAUGGAUGCGCUGUGAGUGUCGGUGUCAUUUUGUCAGCGCUUGUUGUAAAAAGUCUGUUGUGAUACAGGAGAGCUCGUGUACUCACAGGUCUGGGAUCAGACCCCUGGCCCCGCCACCCCGCCACCCCCUCAACCCACACACUCAAGCCCAGGUUGAUAUAAGGGUGGCCUGUCUGAUCUGUGAUCAGGUAGAGGCAGCAUUCUAGAUGAGUUUUGCUGCUAUACAGGCAUGUUUUUUAACAUGUAACUGAAAAACCUAUAAAAAGUUCAAAUUUGUGUAUGUGUGUGUAUAGUGAAGUGCCAAGACGAGUAAAAAUUCCUCAGCUGGUGAUUGCAAUUACUUUGCAGAAGUGUGAAAUGAUGAGAGUAUGAGAGUUGAGCAUACCUGCAAUAGACUCUUAAUUUAUUUCAUUUUGAUAAUGCUUUGAAGACAUUUUGAUCUUAGAUUUUAUUCAGAGAAACAUAAUAUACUGUACAUAAAUAAGUUAAAUUAGUUUGUAUAGGAUGGCAGAUCCAUUGGAAAUGAACGAGUCCGCUUGUGAUAGCUUUUUAGUAGCUUUUAUAAUUUAUCACGUGUGCGUAGCAGUAUGUUGUCGUUUGGGGCCUUUAAUUGUGCUAGAAAUGCAAAAACAAAAGUGUGAUCACUCAACAGUAUCACUGGGAAGACGAUCAUCAGUAGUAGAAUAGACGGAUGUCCCACCCUGUGUCAUCACUCUGUGCAAUUUAAGAGUAAUUUAAUCACCGUUGUUCAUGUUGCAGUUGGAACUAACAAAUACUCAAAAUGCCACUUUCAUGUGGAUAUUGUCUUACCUUUUAGAUCUUGAUUACCCUCAAAGUAGUCCACAAUUGUAAAUACAUGAAUUCACCUAUGAUAGCACUUCAAGACCCAGUCCACUGUCGUUGAGUUGUGUCCGCUUCAGGACUGUCAUGCUUUUUACUUUACUUUCACGUUACUGUUACAUUUUUUGUUAUCACGUUCCUUCCUUAGUAUGUGUUGGCACUGUACAGAUAUAUUUUGGCAUAAAGAAGUAUUUUUUGUAAUGACAUUGACCUGUUGGAGGUGUGUACUAAUGAUGCAGUACAGUUGUUGAAGCAAGUAUGUUGAAAGCAAAGGCAAGGUAUAUAAAGUCUUAAUUGAUUAGGCUUUAUUGUGGUAUUGUAUGAAAUUCCCUUAAGUAUACUGACAAAAAUCCUAGUUUUUUUUUCCAACUCUGAAUCCAUUUUUGUUUGCAAUUUACUAAAUAUGCUCAACUGUUCAUGGGUUUUGGUUGUUUUUCUAUUACUUGAGCUUUAUUAAAAUGCCAGCUAUCAACAUUA
Messenger RNA from Perca flavescens (yellow perch), 6763 nucleotides. RefSeq names its product calmodulin regulated spectrin-associated protein family, member 2b (gene camsap2b). The record is from RefSeq and is a predicted model, not a curated record. Gene Ontology annotation, biological process: cytoplasmic microtubule organization; negative regulation of microtubule depolymerization; neuron projection development. Gene Ontology annotation, cellular component: microtubule minus-end. The transcript is spliced from 21 exons. Bases 598 to 5091 code for a protein of 1497 amino acids. Gene Ontology annotation, molecular function: microtubule minus-end binding; calmodulin binding; spectrin binding. NCBI's taxonomy places the organism in Eukaryota, Metazoa, Chordata, Actinopteri, Perciformes, Percidae.